Messenger RNA from Rhagoletis pomonella (apple maggot), 682 nucleotides. RefSeq lists its product as uncharacterized. The transcript has 2 exons. The coding region runs from base 248 to 640 and encodes 130 amino acids. Lineage: Eukaryota; Metazoa; Arthropoda; Insecta; Diptera; Tephritidae. The record is from RefSeq and is a predicted model, not a curated record.
AGUUUCGCCCUGGUGCGUUCGCCGCUCGCCGGCAUUGUGUUUCCUCGGUAUUUCCUGAUGUCGUUUUAUUUAUGUGAGCUCCGCUAACCCAGGACGUUGCAACGAUUCGCGAAUUUUCCAAUCCUCUUCUUUAAACCAAUACUUUAAUCAAUGUGAUCUUCUGAGCGAUUUAAAGAAAAACAUUUCAGGUGUGGAUGUGCCAGUAUUUAUUAUAGGUGACUCUGCAUUUCGUUUACGUGACAAACUCAUGAAGCCAUAUCCUUUCCACGUUUGGCAAAGCCGCCAACAAAAGCACAUCAACUAUGCACUAUCCAAGUCCCGUAGAGUAGUGGAAAAUGCAUUUGGGCACCUGAAAGCACGCUUUAGGCGCAUUGGAAAAGGCAUUGAUAAUUCUUUAAAAAAUGCUUGCGCUAUAAUUUUGUCGUGUUGCGUUCUUCACAAUUUCUUAAAUGAAAAUAAUGACGCGAUAAAUGAAAAUUGGAUGCAAGCCUUACAAACUGCAGAAGCAAACCGCACAUACCCUCAGCACGUUGCGUCACUAACGGAGCUAAGCAAUAACCCAGAAGGAAUAAGGAACGCAAUUGCUACUCUUUUGUCGGACGACGACGGUGUCGAUGAUGACCAGGGAACGGAUUUUUAGGACCUAAAAACCUAUAAAAAAGGCAAAAUAAAAUAACGAAAU